AUGGCGGCGGACUUCGAGGGGGACGUGUAUGUGUUGGUGGAGCAUCCCUUCGAGUACACCACCAAGGACGGGCGCCGCGUGGCCAUCCAGCCCAACGAGCGCUACCAGCUGCUACGCCGCAGUACAGAACACUGGUGGCACGUGCGGCGCCAGCCCGGCGACCGCCCCUUUUACCUGCCCGCGCAGUACGUGCGUGAGCUGCCUCCGCUUGGCAGCUCCUCAGCCGUCCCGCCCCCGCCAGCACCCCUACGGGGCCCCACAGCCCCAGAGCCGCUCUCCUACGACUACCAGUUCGUGAGCGCGCCCGGCCGCCCCGAUGGUGCCCCCGCCGAACCCCCGAGCCGAGCAGGCUCCCUGUGCGGCCCAGCGCGGCGCGGUGCCCUGGCCCAGCGUAGCAGCCUGGCACCGGGUAUGCCGGCCUGCCUGUAUGUGCGGCCGGUGGCGCCCGUGCGGCCCGCGCAGUCCCUAGACGACCUGGCACGGGCCACUGCGCCCCCUGCCGGCCUCCUCGGGAGUGCUGGCCGCUUUAAGGCCUGCAGUGUGGCAGGCUCCUGGGUAUGCCCGCGGCCCCUGGCACGCAGUGGCUCAGAAAACGUCUACGAGGCCAUCCAGGACGUGCGCAGCCCGCGACAGGAGGAGCGCCCAGCCCAGGUAGACGAGCCCUCGGAGCCCGUGUACGCGAACAUAGAGCGGCAGCCCCAGGCCACCUCCCCGGCCACGUCCGCGGCCCUGCGCCGCAGCUCCGUGUGGGAGACGCUCACGGACGCGGGCACCGGGCGCCCCUACUACUACAACCCAGACACAGGCGUGACGACCUGGGAGUCGCCCUUCGAGGCUGCCGAGGGCGCCGCUAGCCCGGCCACCUCCCCGGCGUCGGUGGGCAGCCGCGAGAGCCUCGAGACUGAGUGGGGCCAGUACUGGGAUGAGGAGAGCCGCAGGGUGUUUUUCUACAACCCGCUGACGGGGGAGACGGCCUGGGAGGACGAGCCUGAGGACGAGCUGGAGAACGAGCUGGAGAUGCAGCCGGGCCUGAGCCCCGGCAGCCCCCGGGACCAGAGGCCUCCCACUCCCGAGACUGACUACCCAGAGUCGCUGACCAGUUACCCGGAGGAAGACUAUUCCCCGGUGGGCUCCUUCAGUGAGCCUGGCCCCGCCUCUCCCUUGGCCACGCCCCCCGGCUGGUCGUGUCAUAUGGGCACUGACGGGCAGACCCUGUACACCAACCAUUUCACCCAAGAGCAGUGGGUGAGGUUGGAGGACCAGCAUGGGAAGCCAUACUUCUACAACCCAGAUGACGCCUCUGUUCGGUGGGAGCUGCCCCAGGUCCCUGUCCCUGCUCCUCGAAGCAUCCACAGAUCUAGCAACAGUGACACCCCAACCCAGGCCAGUCCCCCUGAGGAGAAGGUGAGGGGGCAUCUGGGUGAGGUUGAAAACUGGAUAGAUCUCUCUCCCUCCUCUUUCCCCUCUAAGAUCAAGACCCUGGACAAGGCAGGCGUACUUCAUCGUACCAAGACAGUGGACAAGGGAAAACGACUCCGGAAGAAACACUGGAGUGCCUCCUGGACAGUGCUGGAGGGCGGUGUCCUGACAUUCUUCAAGGAGUCAAAGACCUCAGCUACAAGCAGCCUGAAGCAGCCUUCCAAGCUCUCCACCCCUGAGUACACAGUGGAGUUGAAGGGGGCCUCUCUUGCUUGGGCUCCCAAAGACAAAUCCAGCAAGAAGAACGUGCUGGAGCUGCGGAGCCGUGAUGGCUCGGAGUACCUGAUCCAGCACGACUCGGAGUCGAUCAUCAGCACCUGGCAGAAGGCCAUUGCCCAGGGCAUCCAGGAGCUGUCCGUAGACUUUCCCGCAGAGGAGGAAAGUGAGAACAGCAGCGUGGACUUCGGGUCCAGUGAACGCCUGGGAAGCUGGCAGGACAAAGACGAAGACGCACGGCCUGGCCCAGCCACGCCCACCCUGGGUCCUGGGAGCCAGGAGAGCGACUUGAGCAAGGUCCGGCAAAAGCUCCGCAAGUUCCUGCUGAGGCGGCCCACGCUGCAGUCGCUGCGGGACAGGGGCUAUAUCAAAGACCAGGUGUUCGGCUGCGCGCUGGCCGCUCUGUGUGAGCGCGAGAGGAGCCCGGUGCCGCGCUUCGUGCAGCAGUGCAUCCGCACCGUCGAGGCCCGGGGGCUGGACAUUGACGGUUUAUACCGCAUCAGUGGAAACCUGGCCACCAUCCAGAAGCUGCGCUACAAGGUGGACCACGAUGAACAUCUGGACCUGGACAACGGGCGCUGGGAGGACGUCCACGUGAUCACCGGCGCCCUGAAGCUCUUCUUCCGUGAGCUGCCGGAGCCCCUCUUCCCCUUCUCGCACUUCCACCGGUUCAUGGCGGCCAUCAAGUUGAAGGACCAGGCCCAGCGCAGCGGCUGUGUGCGCGACCUGGUGCGCUCGCUGCCCGCCCCCAACCACGACACGCUGCGGCUGCUGUUCCAGCACCUGCGCCGGGUGGUCGAACACGGAGAGCAGAAUCGCAUGUCGGUCCAGAGCGUGGCCAUCGUGUUCGGGCCCACGCUGCUACGGCCUGAGACCGAGGAGAGCAGCAUGCCCAUGACCAUGGUGUUCCAGAACCAGGUGGUGGAGCUCAUCCUGCAGCAAUGCUCGGAAAUCUUCCGGCCACACUGA
Molecule: messenger RNA, 2664 nt
Organism: Orycteropus afer afer
Lineage: Eukaryota; Metazoa; Chordata; Mammalia; Tubulidentata; Orycteropodidae
Source: RefSeq, a predicted model, not a curated record